AUGUCUCUCCAGCGCACCUUCAAGCUUGCCAACGGACACGCCAUUCCCGCCAUCGGCCUCGGCACAUGGCAAUCCAAGCCCAAUGAGGUAUUCGAGGCCGUCAAGACCGCGAUCCAAGUCGGCUACCGCCACAUCGAUGGUGCCGCCAUCUACGGCAACGAGAAGGAGGUUGGCGAUGCCAUCGCCCAGGCUGGCGCUGCUCGAGAGUCCCUCUUUGUGACUUCCAAGCUAUGGAACGACAGCCAUCAUCCCCAAAAAGUCCACCAGGCGCUCGACAAGACCCUCUCGGACCUCAAGCUCUCCUACCUCGAUCUCUAUCUCGUUCACUGGCCCCUCCCCUUCCUCGUCGACGAGAGCGGAAAGCCCGUGCGCAACAAGGAGUCCGGUGCCAUCGAGCUCGACACCUCGUUUACUUUCCAGGACACUUGGCGAGAGCUCGAGCGCGCCGUUGAAGAAGGAAAGGUCCGUUCCAUUGGCGUCUCCAACUUCAACGUCCGCCGGCUGAAGGAGCUCCUGGCCUUUGCUCGCAUCAAGCCCGUUGUCAACCAGGUCGAGCUCCACCCAUACCUUCCCCAGAACGAGCUCUUUGAGUUCGCCAAGGCCAACGACAUCCUGCUGACUGCCUACUCCCCCCUCGGAAGCGGCGGCUCGCCCAACAUCCUGGAGGACGAAGUCAUCGCCCAGGUCGCCAAGAAGCACGGCAAAACCUCGGCGCAGACCCUCAUCAGCUGGGCUGCCCAGCGCGGCACCUCAGUCAUUCCCAAGAGCGUCAACCCUGAGAGAAUCAAGGCCAACUUUGAAGACUUUAUCCUGGACGAAGCCGACAUCGAGGCCAUCAACAAACUGCAUCUGACCAAGGCUAAGCGCUAUGUCGACCCCAAGCCCUUCUUCGGCGUCGAUGUGUUCGAGAACUAG
This is a messenger RNA of Polychytrium aggregatum, 915 nucleotides long. RefSeq names its product NADP-dependent oxidoreductase domain-containing protein. Gene Ontology annotation, molecular function: aldose reductase (NADPH) activity. The transcript is spliced from 3 exons. NCBI's taxonomy places the organism in Eukaryota, Fungi, Chytridiomycota, Chytridiomycetes, Polychytriales. The record is from RefSeq and is a predicted model, not a curated record. Gene Ontology annotation, cellular component: cytosol. Bases 1 to 915 code for a protein of 304 amino acids.